AUGUCAUUCAAUAAACAACCACGACAAAUUCUUGUCACCGGUGCAAACAGAGGGAUUGGUUUCUUGGUAGUGAAGAAACUCUCGGAAACUUCAUCAGUAGACGAGACCAUCAUUCUUCUUGGUAGCCGUGAUGUGAAGAAAGGUUAUGAUGCAUUGAGACAAUUAAACUCUCCAUCGAAUGUUUUUGUUCUUCAUUUGGAUACAUCUUCAAAUGAAAGUAUUCUUCACGCUAUUGAAGAAAUUAAACAAAAACAUGGAGGAUAUCUUGAUGUUAUUGUAAACAACGCAGCAAUAUCAAUAGCAGAAAUCACGGAGGACAGUGCUCGACAGGUAUUCGCGACUAACUAUUAUGGUAUCCAGUUUAUAAACGAACAUAUGACCCCUCUGUUGAUAAAUAAUGGUCGAAUUAUUAAUGUUUCUAGUCAAGUUGGUAUAGAUACAUUGCAGGAAUGCUCUCGAAGUCUUCAGGAGAAAUACACUUCAUCAGAAUUGACUCAGACUCAACUGAAUGAAUUAGUUGAAGAUUUCAUCUCAAGUGUUCGAACGAAUAAUCUAGAAAACCUUGGCUAUCGUACAAAACCUGACUGGUUUGUCUAUGGUGUGAGUAAAAUGGCCCUAAAUGCAUUGACGCAAAUCGAGACACGUCAAUGGUCGGCUCGCAAAAAUUUACUUUGUCUCAGUGUAACACCUGGCUUUUGUGCAACUGACAUGACUCACUUCGCAACCAACGCGCGUUCAGCUGAACUUGGUGCCGAUUCGAUUUUAUAUGUUAUCAACACUCCUGCAAAUCAACUUGAGAGUGGUGGAUUUUACCGUGAUGGUCAGCUACUAACGAUUAGCUAA
Messenger RNA from Adineta ricciae, 843 nucleotides. NCBI's taxonomy places the organism in Eukaryota, Metazoa, Rotifera, Eurotatoria, Adinetida, Adinetidae. The record is from the annotation of a GenBank genome assembly.